Messenger RNA from Salvia hispanica, 1746 nucleotides. Lineage: Eukaryota; Viridiplantae; Streptophyta; Magnoliopsida; Lamiales; Lamiaceae. The record is from RefSeq and is a predicted model, not a curated record.
UUAUCGAAACCGCAACAAGAAAACGAAACAGAGAGAAGCUCUCUUACCCAAUCCCAUGGCCUUCUUCUUCGAGUGUUUCUUCCUCUCCCUCUCCAUAAUCCUCCUCUUUUUCUGGUCAAAAACUCGUCACCGGCGAGCCACGUCGCUGCCCACCAACUGGCCGGUGGUGGGAAUGGUCCCGAGUCUCGUCCUCAACAUCCACAGACUCCACGACUACGCAACUGAGCUGGCAGCCCAAUCCGGCGGCACUUUCCAGUGGAAAGGCCCCCUGUUCUGCAACAUGGACAUGCUCCUCACCACCAAUCCCGCCAACAUUCACCACAUCUUCAGCCGCAACUUCUCCAACUACCCCAAAGGCCCCGAGUUCAACAAGAUCUUCGACAUCCUCGGCGACGGCAUCUUCAACGCCGACUUCCAAAUCUGGGAGCUCCACCGCCGCACCACCCUCUCCUUCUUCACCCACCCCGACUUCUACCCCUUGCUCCAGAGCACCAUCUCCCACAAGAUCCAACAUGACCUUCUCCCUGUCCUUGACCAUUUCUCCCAAGCUGGAACGGACCUCGAUUUGCAGGAUGUUUUCCAGCGAUUCACUUUCGACGGCAUUUGCAAGCUGGUCUUAGACCACGACCCGCGAAGCUUGUGUUUGGAUAUGCCUCUUGUCGCGUGCGAGAAGGCCUUCAACGACGCGGUUGAUGCUCUGCUCUACCGCCACCUUCUCCCUGAGGGCGUGUGGCGGCUGCAGAAGCGGCUCGGGAUUGGGAAGGAGAGGAAGCUCAAAGAAGCUUCUAGAGCCUUCGAUGACUUCAUCUACCCUUGCGUGGAAAGAGCAGAGGAGGAACUGGAUCGCUUCAGCCUGUUAGCAUCAUUCAAGAAGGAGUUCCAGCACAUGACUAAUCAAAAUUCGAAGAAAUUCUUGAGGGAUACAGCGUUGAAUUUGAUGCUUGCUGGCAGAGACACCACUGGCGCGACUCUCACGUGGUUUUUCUGGCUAAUUGCUCGCCACCCUUCUUCGGAGGCGAAGAUCCGGGAAGAAAUCGACAACUGUGGAGGACAAGUCGAUGUUCAAAAUUCGCGGGGGAUGGUCUAUUUACAUGGGGCUCUGUGCGAGACGCUCCGGCUGUACCCUCCGGUGGCAUUGGAGCAUAAGGCUCCGAUGCGACCGGAUAUUCUGCCGUGUGGGAAGCACCUGGAAGAGAAUGCGAAAGUGAUCAUCUCAUUCUACACGGUGGGGAGAAUGGAGAGUGUGUGGGGGAAAGACUGCCUUGAAUUUAAGCCGGAGAGGUGGAUUUCUCCGAGCGGGAAGAUCAAACACGAGGCGUCGUAUAAGUUUCCGGCGUUCAACGCGGGGCCGAGGACGUGCUUGGGGAAGGAGAUGGCGUUUAUACAGAUGAAGAUGGUGGCGGCAGCGAUCUUGCAACGCUACCACGUGAAGCUUGUGGAGGGUCAUGUAGUUUCACCUCGUAACUCUGUCAUACUUCAAACAGAACAUGGUUUGAAGGUGACUUUGUCGAAGAUCACAUAUUAAUCUCUUACUAUCUCAGUUUGUCUAUGUUGCUUGACUAUUCUGUUUUGAAAUCCAUUGUUUAUGAGAGUAUUAAUAAAUAAUAAGUACUUAAAAUCUGUGUAAAGGACUUAGCACCCUCUCCAACCAAUGCCCAAAAGGGAAACCGGGGAAAUGCAAUGUGACCAUGAGACUUAGCUCAGUUGAUAAAUAUUUUUCGUUUAAUUAAUACUCCCUUCGUCCGC